ACAAAACAACAUUUUUUACAUGGAAACCUCCAUUUGACGUUGUUCUUGGCCAAGCGCCAGGCCAAUCGCCACCGUUGUAUCGAUAAACCACUAAAAAAGCAAACAAAAAUAAAAUAAACCAUCCUUCGCCAUCCCUUCCCAUUCCAUAUAGAAGCAUCUCAUUCAACAAAUGCAUCUAAUAAAUUAGUGCAUCAGAUCGAAUAGUUUUUUUUCCUGAAUUUGAUCUGAGCAAAAACAAUGGACUCACCGUCGUCAUCAACAACUGGAGACACGAGCAAGGUACCGAUAAAGUCAUCAUCAUCGAUCGUGGAGUCAUUGCGAGGAUGCGGCAUUUCAAGUGGCACUCAUGUGGAUAAGGAGGAGCUGAGGAAAAAUCUGACGAUGCCAAAAUACCUUCGCUUUGCAAUGCGCGAUUCUAUCAUGUUCAAGGACCCCACCGCCGGUGAGAACCUUUGCAUUCGUAGCAAAGACGACCACAAAGCGGUGGCACCGUCCACGCCUAUGAUUGUUUUCAUCAACCCUCGCAGCGGCGGUCGCCAUGGCCCUUUCCUCAAGGAAAGGCUCCAACAUCUCAUGAGUGAAGAACAGGUUUUAGACAUGUUAGAUGUGAAGCCUCAUGAAUUUCUCCAAUAUGGGCUAGGUUGUUUGGAGAUGUUGACCGGUCUUGGUGAUUCUUGUGCCAAAGAAACUCGUAAAAGAAUAAGGAUUAUGGUAGCCGGAGGUGAUGGUAGUGUUGGUUGGGUAUUAGGAUGUCUCACAAAACUUCACGAACAAGGACGAGAACCUAUUCCUCCAGUAGGGAUCAUACCACUUGGUACAGGCAAUGACUUGUCUAGGAGUUUUGGUUGGGGUGGUUCAUUUCCUUUUUCAUGGAAGGCAGCCAUUAAGAGAACUCUUUACAAGGCUAGCAUCGGUCCAAUUUGUCGUUUGGAUAGUUGGCGACUUUCACUUUCAAUGCCAGAAGGUACAAUAAUAGAACCACCGCAUUCUUUGAAGCAUACAAUAGAGUUCACACUUGAUGAGGGCUUAGAAUUUGAGGGAGAAUUGUCUGAGAAUGUUAUAUGUUACGAAGGCGUGUUCUACAAUUACUUCAGUAUAGGAAUGGAUGCCCAAGUGGCUUAUGGUUUUCAUCAUUUACGGAAUGAAAAACCUUAUCUUGCACAAGGUCCAAUUACAAAUAAGAUUAUAUACUCUGGUUACUCCUGUACUCAAGGAUGGUUCUUCACACCAUGCACUAGUGAUCCAGGUUUUAGGGGACUUAAGAAUAUUUUGCGAAUGCAUGUCAAAAAGUUCAAUUGCCCAGAAUGGGAGCAGGUUCCAGUUCCUACAAGUGUAAGAGCAAUAGUUGCUCUAAACCUUCAUAGUUAUGGAAGUGGAAGAAAUCCAUGGGGUAAUUUAACACCUGAGUAUUUAGAGAAGAGAGGCUUUGUUGAAGCACAAGUUGAUGAUGGACUUUUAGAAAUAUUUGGUCUAAAACAAGGAUGGCAUGCAUCAUUUGUCAUGAGUGAACUUAUUUCUGCAAAGCAUAUAGCUCAGGCAACAGCUAUUCGAUUGGAAGUCAGAGGUGGUGAAUGGAAAGAUGCAUUUAUGCAAAUGGAUGGAGAACCGUGGAAACAACCAAUGAGCAAGGACUUCUCCACUUUUGUGGAAAUAAAGAGGGAGCCUUUUCAGUCAGUCAUGAUUAAUGGAGAAUAA
This is a messenger RNA of Glycine soja, 1695 nucleotides long. RefSeq names its product diacylglycerol kinase 7-like. The record is from RefSeq and is a predicted model, not a curated record. Lineage: Eukaryota; Viridiplantae; Streptophyta; Magnoliopsida; Fabales; Fabaceae. Bases 238 to 1695 code for a protein of 485 amino acids. Gene Ontology annotation, molecular function: ATP-dependent diacylglycerol kinase activity. The transcript is spliced from 12 exons.